AUGAAACCUUCAUUUUUUUGUCAUCAUCACAUAAUCGUAUUGAAAGCAUUGAAUGGGAAUAACAAUCAAGUGUCUUCUUUAGAUGAAAUCAAAAGAGUAUUAAAGACUUUAUGGAUCCUUGAGCAGAAGCUGUGCAAACUGCUCAGGAAUCUUACGGUUUGUUUACAAAAGGUCAUGGAUUAG
Messenger RNA from Clunio marinus, 183 nucleotides. The record is from the annotation of a GenBank genome assembly. Lineage: Eukaryota; Metazoa; Arthropoda; Insecta; Diptera; Chironomidae.